AGAAAUGGCAAACUGAAUAGAAGUCAGACUUUUCUCUAUUUAUUCAUCAGGACGUAAAGUCUUGGUUCCUUAAUAGCAACAAUGUCCUCUCGAAGUGGGUCUUCUAGAAGAAAGCCACUAGUCACCCGUAAGGUGUUCGACAAUUCCACAGACGAGGAAGAAGAUGAUGCUGCUAGGAAUGAUAGUCAAAAAGUAAAUGGAGACUCCCAGUCAGAAGAGGAUAUUCCAGAGGAAUUACCGGAAGGCACAGUGGUUGUCAACCCAGAACCAGUCGAGGAGAAAAACCCAACCUUCAAGGGACCUGAAUUUGUGUCGGGAAAGCGUAAAGUCACAGGUAAUGUCAGCAUAGAUGUUAGUGGUUUGAUGUCUCGUGUGACCUGUACUGCCUGUCACAAACAGAUCAACACUAACAAAAAAGGGUCAGCUCGACGACAUCCUCUCCUCAAAGUCCUCAUCUGUAAGCGCUGUCGUACCUACUAUGAUAGUGGCCCUAUACAGAAGGACAAGGAUGGUCUAGAUGAACAGUGUCGUUGGUGUGGUGAAGGAGGACGAUUGUUUGGAUGUGAUUUCUGUCAUAAUGCAUUCUGCAGAUCCUGCAUCAUACACAACCUUGGUCGGUCAGAAUUGAUGCGUGUACAGAACGAUGACAAAUGGAAGUGUUAUGUGUGUAAUUCUAAGUCACUACGAUCACAGCGUCAUGAAUGUGAGGCAGUACUUGAGCAAAUCAAGAAGGAAGAACAAAAGGCAAAGAAUGCCUUGGAACGGGAAAAGGAAAGGGAAAAAAAUAAAGACAAGAAAGACACAUCAAGUAAAAGCCCUGCUGUGAAAUCUGGUGAUAUAGUCAAAACUGCCGCAUCUUCAAAGUCUGUUGAUACUAAACAGUCUAAUGUGAAAACCACUACUAGUAGAAAUGUGGAAGUUGUUGUCGUAGGACCAAAGACUCCUGUUCAGCCCAAGCCCUCCAUGAAGAUUGAACCACAACAAAAGGCACCAGUUCAACAACAGCUAAAGAACUUGCUAAAUUUGGCUGGUGGUCAGCAAUACAAUGCACAGCAGAAAGCAUCACCAGUAAAGAGGAUUCAGCAGCAAAAACAGCAGCCCCGGCCGAUGAUGAGUCGAGUCGGGUUUAUUUCUAGUCUUGAUCCAACUUCUAUAACUCUUCCAAUGUUGAUUAAAGAAUUCAAAAAAAAUAUAACACCGACAACAAUUCCCCAAGUUCUCAACAAACUAAUGAGCAUUACAAACUCUCUAACUCUGCUGAUGUCGUCGAUUAAAAUGAACAUAAUGGACAAUAAUUUUAACAGGCCUGGUUAUGAAUCCCUCAAUGCCAUGACCAUCCAGAGUCGAAAGACAGCUGUGGAUUGUUUGGUCAGUGGAUUGGAGCUCUUUCUUCAAGAAUUACAAAUUACCACAGUGGGUGAAUAUGUACAACCGCCUCCAGAGAGUGUUGACAUAGCAGGAGCUAACGGUUCAUCUGCAGACAUGAAUAAUGCUGGUAAUGGGGAUGACUCAGAACCAGAGGUGGUAGAAAUUGACUCGCCCGCUAAAACGCCAAAAAAGUCAUCGCUAAAGAUGACUAUGAUUAAUAAUGAGAUUAUUGUGGAAUCAGAUUCUGAGGAAGAGGUUACACCUGUAAAAAUGGAAGUUUCUCAAACAGACAGUGUUGAAAAAGAAACCAUAAAGGGAGAGCAGGAAAUGGAUGAUAAGAUAUCCAAAGAUGAAGGCAUAUCAGAUGAGGCAGUAGAAGACAAACUGACAGUGGAAAAAUCAUCUAAAAAAGUAGACAAAGAAAAGAUGGAUAAAAAAACUGAAGUCAGCAAAGAUAUCAACAAAAAAAAGGCGGACAAAAAAUCUAGAGAGGAAAGUCCCAAGAAACAGUCAAAUGUCAAGAAGGAAGGUCCCAAGAAGGCCAAGAAAUCGGGUACUGAAGACAGUGAUAAAGUUGACUCUGAAAAUACAGAGGCUCAACUAGAAUUGUUGAAAGAACUGGCAGAUGAGUUAAUAAAAAAUGGUAACAAGUCAGACUCUGAAUCUGAAAAUGAUUCAGAAGGUGAGGAUAACGAGGACAGUCAAAAUAUUGAGAAUGGUGAUGAAGAUGAGACAUCAAAAAAGGGUGCUAAUGAAACUGAAGAUGAUAGUGACAGUAAAAUUGUAAGUAGUGACGGGAGUAAUGGUAUUACUAAUCCAGAGGAGAAUUCUGCGGAGGAUAAAGGAGAUCAAAAGGAAAGUGAUGAUGAGAAAGAAGUGGAAAAAGAGAACAAUGAUGAGGAAGAGGAAGAUAAAAAUAGACCGGUUUCAAGUGCAAGCAGUAAUGCUGAGAGUGAUUCAGACAGUGAAGACAGUGAUAAUUCUGGACCAAGGAGACGACUAAGAAAAAGAAAGAAAGAUGAAAAACCAGAAAAGAAAGGAAAAGGGAGUUUGAAAAUACGUUUGCGACUUCCUGGCAAGACUAAAUCACAGAAAGAAAAUGAAGACAAGAAGAGUGACAGGAGAAGUAGUCAUUCCAAGACAGAAGAAGAGUCCCAAGAAUCUGAAGAGGAAAACAAAGGAAAGAAAGGCAAGACCAAGAAAAAGGAAAAGGAAUCAGAUUCUGAAAAUUUUGAUUCUGAUUUAGAGGAUGAAAUUGAUAAGCUAGCAAAAGAUCCCAAAAUCCAAAAGAAGAAAAAGAAAUCUGAUGAAGAGGAAAAACCAUCCAAAGAGAAAAAGAAAGAUCUGAAAGGAGAAAAAGACAAGAAAACAAAAGGCAAGAAGGAGGAGAAGGUUGACAGUGACAGUAGUGAAGGGACGGAUAACUAUGAUCCAGAAGAGGCUCCAGACGAGGAAGAGGAGGAAGAACCUAUGGAAGCUGUGGAUCCGACAUCAGACAUCUCUGCUAGGGAGAAUUCUUCUGAUGAAGACAGCGAAAAUAAUGAAGACAGUGAUGAUAGCAGUGAUUCAGAAGUGAUCAUAAACAGUCCAAAGAAGAAGCGUGGAAAGGCCACAUCCAAGAAAACAAAAAAAUCAGAAUCUGACCCUGAUAGUGACUCAGAUGCAGUUCCGAAAAAAAAGACUAGACUUCACACAAAACUGCUAGAUGCUAAAUUGUCGGAAUCUGAUGAUUCUGACUUUGAAUUGCCAAGGAAAGGAAAAGGAAAGAAAAGGAGAGCAAAGACGGACUCUUCGUCACAGGAAUCAACUGAAGUGGACAGUGACGUGGCUUCAAAGAAAAAGUUACGGGGUAAAAAAGGUGCCAAUCAGAAGGGGAAGGGUAAAAAAGGAAAAGGGACCAAGCGACGACGUAUCAAGGUGGCUUCAGAUUCGUCCGAUGAAAAAAUGAGUACUGAGGGAGAAGAAGAGAUGAAAAAUGAGAAAAAGAAAAAGAAGAAAAAGAAAGGGGGAUCUGACUCCGAAGAGGACUCUGAUGAAGAAGGGGAUGAAAAUGGAUCUCCAAGUAAGGGUAGGAAACAGAUUCGCAAGAUUAAGUCAGACAAGAAACUGACGGAUUCCACACGCAAAGCUGUCAAAGCAGAGGAAGAACGACGUAAGAGAAUUGCAGAGAAACAGAAGGAGUUUAACAAUGUUGUGGUUGAAGAGGAUCCAUCAGCACCAAACAAAUGCCCUAUCACAAAAAAGCUGGUAUUUGAGUAUGACAAGGAAACUAAGGAACCACUGAUAGAAGUUGAUGAAAGGUUAAUCACCAAGCUGAAACCGCAUCAAGUGGAAGCGGCACAGUUCAUGUGGGACUGCACUGUUGAGUCUGUGGAACGUAUAAAGAAGGAGAAAGGAGCUGGCUGUAUCCUAGCUCAUUGUAUGGGUUUGGGAAAGACUUUAUCUGUGAUAACAUUUCUCCACACUGUGAUGAAUCACUCGGAUCAGACUGGUAUUUCCAAGGCUCUUGUUGUUGGCCCUCUCAAUACAGUCCUCAACUGGCAACAGGAAUUUCAAAUAUGGCUCAGUGGAGAACUGGGAGAGGAAUUCUACGAGGUGUUUGAGAUCUCCAGUGUGAAACAGAAUGUUGCUAGAGCUGACAUGCUGAAACACUGGCACAAGAAUGGAGGAGUUAUGAUAAUGGGAUAUGAAAUGUUCCGAAACCUUACACAAGGCAAUCACUGUCGUAGCAAAAAGCUGAAACAAAUAUUUAGGGAAGCGUUGGUGGAUCCAGGUCCAGAUAUUUGUGUGUGUGACGAGGGACACAUCCUCAAGAACGAUGCCUCAGCCAUUUCUAAAGCCAUGAACCAAUUGGUGACACUAAGACGUAUUGUGCUCACUGGAACUCCUCUUCAGAACAAUCUGAUUGAAUACCAUUGCAUGGUUAACUUUGUGAAACCUAACCUUCUUGGUACUAGGAAGGAGUUCUGUAAUAGAUUUGUCAAUCCCAUCGUCAAUGGACAGUGUACAGAUUCGUCAGCUCAUGAUGUACGCCUUAUGAAACGUCGUGCACACAUUAUCCAUGAGAAACUUGCUGGUUGUGUCCAGAGAAAGGACUACUCGGCUCUCACCAAAUUCUUGUCACCCAAAUUUGAGUAUGUGAUCUCAGUGCGGCUAUCGAAGGUCCAAAUUGAGCUGUAUCAGAAAUAUCUUGACAAAACUGGAAGUGUUAACAGUGUAAUGGGUAAGGGAGCAAAGCUGUUCUCAGACUACCAGGCCCUAAUGAGGAUCUGGACACAUCCCUGGGUUCUCAAGAUGGAUGAAGUUCGACAAGAGAAAAAGGCUAAAUGGGAUGAUGAAGACUCAUUUAUCGAGGAUGGUAGUAUGAGUGAAGAUGAAUCAGGGUCAGAAUUAAGCAAGUCCAAUGACAGUGACAGCGAUGUCGUGGCUAUUAGUGAUAACAGCAGCGACGAAGACAGUGGAGGUAGGAAGACAAGGAGCAGCAGGGAGGCAGGCAGCUCUAAAGAUACAGAUGAAGUUGUUGUUAAUUCAAAAGGAGAAGUGGUGAAGAAAUGGACUACACGGUCAAGAGGUGGCGAGGGUUGUGAAUGGGAAGGGAUCAUCAAGGCAGCGGAGGAAGAAGAGGAUCGACCACUCACCACUGAUUGGUGGGCUGAUUAUGUCACAGAGGAAGAUGCUAAUAGGAUAGAGCUUAGUGGCAAAUUGACGUUGCUGUUUGAGAUUCUUCGUAUGUCUGAGGAGAUUGGUGACAAGGUGUUGGUGUUCAGUCAGAGUUUGCUGUCUUUAGAUCUUAUUGAGGAUUUCUUAGAAUAUAUAGAUAAGAAGCAUCAAGAGGAAACAGAGGAAAAAGAAAAGAAAAGGAAAGAAGCUGAAGAAGAGGAAAAGAAAAAGAGUGAUGAAGAGAAAGACGAGGAGGACAAAGAGGAAGAAACGAAAGAUGAAGAUAAAGCAAAACCUGAGGAGGAUACACCUGAAGAGAAUGUGUUCGGAAAACAAUGGACGAAAGGAGCUGACUAUUUCCGUAUGGAUGGUUCAACGAGUGCCCAGCAGAGAAAAGAUCUAGCAGCUGCCUUUAAUGAUCCAGAAAAUUAUAGGGCAAGGCUGUUCAUCAUUUCCACAAAGGCUGGUGGUCUAGGAAUCAAUCUUGUCGCUGCUAACAGGGUCAUUAUAUUUGAUGCUUCCUGGAAUCCUUCCAAUGAUGUACAGUCUGUGUUCCGUGUGUACAGAUUCGGGCAAACUAAGCCUGUGUAUAUCUACAGAUUCCUGGCACAGGGCACCAUGGAGGAAAAGAUUUAUGAACGACAAGUAACAAAGCAGUCUCUGUCUCAACGUGUGGUGGACGAGCAUCAAAUAGAGCGUCAUUUCAACUCUCAUGACCUCCAGGUCCUGUACACCUUCAAACCUGACCGCUUAGAUGAUCCCAACAGGGAGGAAAGACCAACACCAGAAUUACCUAAGGAUCACAUGCUGGCUGAGAUGCUACAGAGUCACAAGGACUGGAUCUGCGCAUAUCAUAAACAUGAUUCCUUGCUGGAGAAUCAGAUUGACGAGGAGCUUACAGAAGAGGAGAGGAAGGCAGCCUGGAAGGAGUUUGAAGAUGAGAAGAAGGGCAUUAUGAACAAUGUCCGCCAGCAGUUCAUGGGUAUGAACAACAUGCCAGGAAUGCACCCAGGAAUGGCUCCCAACAUCAACAUGAAUAUGUUAAUGCAACAAGGUUUAAGACUUCCUCAUAUGGGUGGAAUGCCAAGCUCCAAUAUGCCCUUUAACCAACAAAAUCUUCUUCAGUUAGUCCAGGAUAUGAAGACGAGGUUCCCUCAUCUGCCUGAAGAUCAGCUGACUGCAAGAGUGCAGGGUGUCAUACGUCACAUCAUCACUAAUCAGUACAUGCAACAGCAAGAAAUGCAGAAACGACAGCUGGAACAAAGAGAAAUGCAGCAUCAGCAACAGCUCCAUCAGAUCCAGGCCCAGAUCCAGCGUCAGCAGCAGCAGCUGAAUGCCCACCAGAGGAUGGGGGGCCACCCUGGCCAAAUGCCCAACAGGAGAUAAUCCUAGUGAAUAUAGGCAACAGAUAAAUGUUUCACACUGCUGUGCCAUGGAGAUAGAGGUCACAAGCAAGGAACACAGCAGAUAAUGGAAAUGCUGUUCAACAAGGAUAUUUUAUGACAUCUGUCGGUCUGCUUGAUUCGUAUCUUGCUCAAGGAAGUGUGUAGUGACUCUGGUACUUUGUUAUGAAUAUCAGAGUUUGAAAAUUAAGUUAUUUUUGUAACGUUGAUGAGCAAACCUUAACAAGAUAUUGGUAAGCAGACUUUGAUACAUGACUUCAAACCAGUUGUGGCAAUAUUUUUGCUUUGUUCUAGUCUUUGUUUUUCUGCCUCUGAAAGUACUUUCAGUCAUUAAAGGUUGAAAUCUUUAUUUCAGAAAAUAAGAUAAUGAAAAUCCUGUGAUCAUGAAUACUAAUCUAAAGAGAUAUAACAGCUUGUUAGUCGGACAAUAAGGCUUUAAUAAAAUUUAAAAUUUCUUUCUAGAUCUAGUUGAAACCCUGCUAACAUGUUUGAUGGUAUGCACAAUUAAAGUUUGUUUAGAGCAAACAAUUUGGCAUUUCAUGUUUAACUAUAUAUUUCUUAAGGUUUACCCACCACAAGUCCUUUUUUGCCAAAAGUAGUGGAGGAUAGGGGCUAGACCUGUAUAUUAGUAUAGUUGUCACCGACUGUGUAAUGAGAAACAAAUAUUUUGGUCUUAAUAUGAUGAAUUAUUGUUAUUAAUGUCAGAUUAAAAUUUGUAAUAUCUUCAGAGAACCAUUUCUAAACUUCAUGUAAAUUAAUGUCUUUCAUUCAUUUAACCAUAUUACAGAGCACUUCUCAUAUAUUUGUAUGGUUUAAAUGAUUGAAGUCAACACUUCUAGAUUAUCCGGUUAAACUAGAAUUUUGAUGUUUGACUCUUAUUAAAAGGUUUUUAAAGGAGCAUCGCCAGAGAAGUGCAAUUUGUGGCCACUGUUCAAGAUUUCAUGGUACAUACAGUUUAAUUCUAAUAAAGUUCCAGAAGUAUGUGUUAACAUGCAUUAUGGAAAAGUGGUGUAAUGGACAUAUUCUGCAUGUGUAGUCUUUCCAUUUCACUCUGUGCAAACCCUGAUGAUCCACUUAACUUCUGUGGCAACAUGGUUUUAUUUUUGAGAGCACAUGGUUAUAGUUUUUGUUGAUGAUCUUUACUAGAGCACAAGGUUGUGACCUGUGAAGAAUGUAAGGGUACAUUGACUGUACCUUAAAACUAUUUAUUGUACUGGUUUGGAGAAAGGGACCAGUCAAGUCCGUUUAGAGUUAUGGUGAAUUGUGUCCACUAUUUAUGUCCCCUUGUUUUUCUCUGUUGACUGUGAUCAGAUUGUUUGAAAGCAUUUGCACAUGUUAAAGCCGAGCAUGGGAAUGACGGGUGUGUCAAUGUUAACUGUUGGUAAAGAAUUGGAAAGGGAAGAGUGUUUUAUUUUCUGUUCAAAGUUUGGUGAAUUUAAGUAGAAUUGAUGUUGUAAUAUUAAGGUAUCAUUUCUUGUAUGUGACUGUUGGUGCUUUGUUUUUUUUUUUUAGUGCUUUUGAAGUCACUGAGACUUUCAGUCACCCAUGAUUUGUUUGAUUUAUAAAACAUUAGAUUGCAGUGAUGUAAUAAAUUUGGGAUAGUAUGAACGGGACGGGAUAUAUAAAGAUGUAUCCUGUCCACUCUUAAGGAAAGGAAAUCAAGGUCAUGAUAUUAAAACUUGUUUGUCUAAUAAAGAGCAAAAAAGGUUUUGUUCUUCUUUUUUUCUUCUUAUGUAUGGCUUUAAUAUUUAUAGAAUUCCUAACAGGAAAUUAUGUGUGAAGUUUUAAUUUUAAAUAUUGGAAAGCAAAAACCGGUUUUAUCAUUCCUUCAAUUUUGUUUAAGUAGCAAAUCAAGACUUCCAUUUGUUAAAGGCAUCAUGUAUUCCUGAUCAUUUGACAUUAUUGUUUACACUAUAAGAUGUGCAAUGAUAGGAAUUAAAUUAGAAAAAUAUUGUUAGAAUCAAGUUACACAAUCACUUUGAUUGCAUGAACAUUGAUUUGAAUUUAAAUGUGAUUUUAAAACCAAUUUUUCUGGGUGGUUUCGUUUUAGUUUUAGGAUUUGGAUUGCGUUUACCAUAAAACUAAUUUAAAUUUUUUUUUUUUUUUUUUUGCGCAUGUUCAUUGUAUUUAUAUGCUUUUGAUUAUGUAUA
Molecule: messenger RNA, 8581 nt
Organism: Ylistrum balloti
Lineage: Eukaryota; Metazoa; Mollusca; Bivalvia; Pectinida; Pectinidae
Product: transcriptional regulator ATRX-like
Exons: 31
Coding region: 82-6414 (2110 amino acids)
Cellular component (GO): nucleus
Molecular function (GO): ATP-dependent chromatin remodeler activity; ATP binding; ATP hydrolysis activity
Source: RefSeq, a predicted model, not a curated record